CUAUAAAAAUUGUUUUCUGCAAAUCUUUUGCCUAGACCUUAACAUUGUUGUUUGUUUUCUGGAGGAGACCUGAAGGUUCAGGACAGAGGACGGUGAGCUGCCAUGGUGCACAAGAGCUUCUUGUUAUUUGCUAUUGUCCUGAUUCUAGGACUCAGCAGCCUGACUAAUGGAUUUACUCUCCAAAGACGUGAGUGGAACUGUUUCAUUUUUUUCUUGGGGAAUACUAAACCAGCUCCUUGAAACAUUAAAUAAGAGCUACCCACUUCACACUUUAUGCCAGUGGCCUUCUUGCCGUGGGUACCACUAGUGUCACGCCAAAGUUUGCUGUGAAAGGAAGACGCAAGUCUGUUUGAAGGCACAAGACUCCAAAGCCUCUAGGCUCAGAGGCUCUAUGGCUCAGGACACCAGUUGCUGGAGAACACAAGCUGGAGAGGGCUGUGGCUCUCAUGUCCUGCUUGUGGGCUUCCCUUAAGCAUCUGGUUGCCUGCUGUGGAAAAUGGGAUGCUGGACUUGAUGGAACCUUAGUGUGAUCCAACAGGGCUCUUCUUAGGUUCAAAUAUGCAGGGGGCAUCUGGCAGGGAGCCACAGCCAGUUGAGGGUCACCCAAUGCAUCCUCCCCAUCCCUAAGUGUCUGGGGAUGCAGUUGGAUAUUGUAUGGCCCUUUCUGGUAUUUUGCACAUCCUCACCUGGGACAGAGACCCUUGAAUAGUACCAAGUAGCUGUUUAGCAGAGAGGGGACAAUUGAGAAAAGUUCAGCCCACUCUGCUGCUUUCAGUCCAAAGCUAUGGACAGAGCCUAGUUAGACUGUCUAACCGAGGCUAAGGCCAGGAUAGUAGAUGAGACAGAGGAAUUGCAAAUAGAGCAGCUGCUUGCACAUGCAGAGGACUUUCUCAGCAAAGGUGCAUGCAUGGAAGCCUGAAGCUAUGGUGGAAAUGGUUGUGCUUUGGGAUAUAGGGGAGAUAUUCCAUUCUGUUCACAUUUAAAGGCAAACCUGCAUAAUUCACUCUUUUUCAAAAUGCUAUAAAGAGACAUCCUUUGAAAGCCAUCAUUUUCUGAAUUGCGCAAUGCAGUUCUCCAACCAAGUAAUGUGUGCAAAAAUGUAUAUAUAGUGGGAUUAAGUGUGCAAAAAUAACUGGACUUAUUAGUGAAAAUAAAAGAGGUAGUUCUUUACAUUAGAGGAAACCGCUUUGCAAAAUUGUGUAAAUUAGGCAAAAUUACAUACAAACAUGUAUAUUAGGAGAAUUUCACUCUGAAACACUGUUGAGGACUUAAAAAAAGAAAUUGCAAACUGAUGCGGAAAUAUGGAGAACUGAAUUUUAUGAUUAGGAAAGUGAAAAACUGAAAGGAACUGAACUUGGCAGAUCAACCAUCCCUAGUGGUGUAAAGUGGAUUACUGGAAUUUAUAGGCUUGCUGCAAUAGGGAAUUUGGUCAAGAUCAGAUUUGGUCAAGAAGAGAAAGCAUGUACAGAGUAGCUGCCUUGGCUGUUGCUUACUUUCAUUACUGACACACACACCUUCCGCUGAUCUGUUAACUGUAACUGUAAUGGGAUUUACUCUUUUCCUUUGGCCUGAUGUUGGCUGAGAUGUGCUGGUGAGAUGUGUUUGUUUUUAUAAGGUUUUUUCCUCAUCUAGAAAGAAAUAAGCUUGUUCAGGAAUCAAGUCAUACAACAGAAAUAUAUUCUCUGUGUUGAUUAACAGUGCUUGGUGUAGCGUAGUAUUGUGUCUGACAAACUGAAAGCAGAAAGAAACAUCCAAAACAAAUUAUGCCAUAAAACAGGGGUAGCCAAUGUGGUGCCCUUCUGGGGUUAGAUUACAACUUCAGUCAUCACUGCGAUGAGUUUAUGGGAGCUACAAGUCAAUAAUAUCUGGCCGACACCACAUUGACUACCCCUGCCAUAGAACCUUUCCCUGAGGACACAAUGGGUGGCUGUUUCUAGAGAGUAAUUAUCCCUUGUUAUGAGACAACAUAAGAAUCAGAGGAAAUCAAUGAAUUCAGAAUUUUUGAAAUCAGACUGCAGCAUGAUGGGCCUAUCCUUCAUAAAGGAAGUGCCAUAUGACAGAUUCAAUUGAACUUUGUCUUUAACAGCCACACAACAAUGUGCAGUGCAGCCCAAAGCAAGAGUGAACUGUGGCUACCCAUACAUCAGUGCUCAGACAUGCCACAGCAGAGGAUGCUGUUUUGAUUCAAGUAUUCCUGGAGUCAUCUGGUGCUUCUUUCCUGGAAGUGAUUCAGGUAUGUAUAUAGUUAUUUAUACUACCUUCCAGGGCAAGUCAGCUUUGAUAGACAUAAAAAUAUAUAGCAAAACAACAACAACACAAGCAACAAAUACCACCUCCCCCAGACACAAUUUCCCAUUAAUACAACAGUAUAAUACAAACAAGAACAGCAAUGGUAGUAAAAUAACAAUACAAGAUCUACAUGCUCAAGUUUCUCAAUGGCACUAGUUUCAAUUUCUUAUCCCAUGUACAGAUUAGUUCAACAGAAGAAAAACUUGUACAGCAGCAAUGGUCAAUGUGACAGCCUCUAGAUAUCAUUGAACUACAACUCCCACAACCCCGAUAUUUCGCCAUGCUGAAUGGGACUUUUGGGAGUUGGGACAUAUUGAGGGCACCACAUUGGACACCAUACUCUGUGUCAACCCCCCCAACUGUCCUAAUUAAAUAGGGAUAUCCCAUUGGGUGGGGCUGCUCUUGUGUGAGUCACCUGACUCCCAUAAAAUUGUGGUCCAAAAGACUGUGCUUUGGGGUGCCGUGCUCUUCAAUGGGUCAUGUGACUUGCAUGGGAGCACAGCCUCAAAAGACGUACAUCCUGGUUUUCCUCUGGGACGUGUUGGAGGGUAUGUCCCGUCUUGGGAUAUUUCUAAAGUUCAGGAAUGCAUAUGUGCAUUGCAAAUACAGUUGAGGAUGAGGCAAAGCCCUCUACAUACAUCUCCCUCUCUACUUUAUUAGAGUCUUACUUUUCAUCAUAGUUCUAGUGACUUAUUAGCAAUGGCUUUUUUGUGAUGGUACUCCUCUCUUUUUUACUUUUUACUUUUUUUGCUGCCCAUGGCAGCUACUACUUCAGUAGAAUACAUUUAAGCCAAAAUAAUACAAAAGAAAAUACAAAAAGAAGGCAACGCUCUAAAAAUGAUACAGAGUGACCAGCAAGCCCUUCCAUGUGUGCCUACAGGAUGAAGCGAGAUCAGACAGUAAGGCCUCAUGCUUUUCCAAGAUGGUUCAUGUGUUACAUUAGGUCACUUCUUUUCACUCGCAGGACUCAUCCAUUCAGGCCCGAAACCUGACGUGAGCCAGUAGCUCACAGAUCUCAGCUGCGCAGCAACUUCCAUGAUCUCUGAGGUACAAGCAGUGAACUAGUUUAGUUAUCCAUCCCAUGGGCUCAUAGAAGGAUUUCUGGAACAGCCGGAGCACUUUUGUUAAAAGCUGAUUUUCUGUUUUUUAAUAAUAAUAAUAAUAAUAAUAAUAAUAAUAAUAAUAAUAAUAAAUGCCCUGUCCAACUGGCUGGGUUUCCCCGGCCACUCUGGGCGGCUCCCAACAGAAUAUUAGAACAGAAUAAAACAUCAAGCAUUAAAAACUUCCCUUCCUGCCUUCAGAAGUGGUUAUUUCAUGUGGGCCUCUGACCCACGAUGGGGCUUAAUGGGAUCAGGUAAACAUGUUUAGGAGUGGUCUGUUGAAACUGCCAAAUAAUGAAACAAAUUGAUUUCCAAAUGGCAGCCCUAUCAUGUACAUAGUUCCCACUUAGCCCAGAUAAUAUCGUUUUUUAAAAAUUCUAUUUUGUUUUCAGAAUGCAUCUCUUAAAAUAAAAAUAAGCCACAAAUCUGCCUUUCUGCUCUGAUGAUCUUCUGGAAGAAAAAUAAAGCGAAACUGCAUGUAUCUGCAUAUGCUCUCCUGUGGAUGAAACGGAAUUCUGCUGCCAGUGAUGAAUGUUUUUCAACACUCUACUGCACCCUAAAAUAAUAAUAAAAGGAGCAUACAGAAAUAU
Messenger RNA from Podarcis lilfordi (Lilford's wall lizard), 3979 nucleotides. NCBI's taxonomy places the organism in Eukaryota, Metazoa, Chordata, Lepidosauria, Squamata, Lacertidae. The record is from the annotation of a GenBank genome assembly.